Podospora anserina S mat+ is the source of this 642-nucleotide messenger RNA. RefSeq lists its product as uncharacterized. Gene Ontology annotation, molecular function: box H/ACA snoRNA binding. The coding region runs from base 1 to 642 and encodes 213 amino acids. NCBI's taxonomy places the organism in Eukaryota, Fungi, Ascomycota, Sordariomycetes, Sordariales, Podosporaceae. The record is from RefSeq and is a predicted model, not a curated record. Gene Ontology annotation, cellular component: box H/ACA snoRNP complex. Gene Ontology annotation, biological process: ribosome biogenesis; snoRNA guided rRNA pseudouridine synthesis. The transcript has 3 exons.
AUGUCGUUUCGCGGGGGUUCACGUGGCCGCGGUGGCGGUGGUGGUUUCGGUGGCCGUGGAGGAGGUCGCGGCGGCUUCCAACAACGCGAUAUGGGCCCUCCCGCUCAGGUUCUCGAGAUGGGCAAGUUCAUUCAUUCUUGCGAAGGUGAAAUGGUCGUCGAGUCUACCAAUGCCAAGAUUCCUCACUUCAACGCGCCUAUCUACCUAGAGAACAAGACUCCGGUUGGCAAGGUCGACGAAGUUCUCGGUCCCAUCAACCAGGUUUACUUCACCAUCAAGCCCACCGAGGGCAUCCAGGCCACUUCCUUCAAGGUUGGCGACAAGUUCUACAUUGCCGGCGAGAAGCUCCUGCCCCUCGAGAAGUUCCUUCCCAAGCCUAAGCCUCCCCCGGGAGCCAGCAAAGUCAAGAAGCCCAGCCGUGGCGGCGCGUCCCGCGGUGGUCGUGGAGGUCCCGGUGGACGUGGUGGUAGGGGAGGAUUCGGUGGCCGCGGUGGUGGUGGAUUUGGCGGCGGUCGCGGCGGCGGUGGUUUCGGCGGUGGUCGUGGCGGUGGCCGCGGCGGCAGCGGUUUCGGCGGCCGUGGAGGCGGUGGCCGCGGAGGUGGUGGUUUCUCUCGUGGCGGCAGAGGAGGCUUCAGCCGGUAA